Messenger RNA from Orycteropus afer afer, 3061 nucleotides. RefSeq names its product testis associated actin remodelling kinase 2 (gene TESK2). The record is from RefSeq and is a predicted model, not a curated record. Gene Ontology annotation, cellular component: cytoplasm; nucleus. Lineage: Eukaryota; Metazoa; Chordata; Mammalia; Tubulidentata; Orycteropodidae. Gene Ontology annotation, biological process: actin cytoskeleton organization; protein phosphorylation. Gene Ontology annotation, molecular function: protein serine/threonine kinase activity; ATP binding.
UCAGUAGUUUGCGGCCCGGGAGCCCCGCGGAGCUUUCAGUUACCUCCCUGGCUCUCCGGCGGGAUCAGCCUCCUGGCCCCGCCAAACACGGGCGGGGAGCGGCCCCGACUGCGGGGCCAUGGCAGUAGCCUUCUCGUCUUCCGCCGCCACUAGCCCCACGGAGUCGCCGGCUUCUGCGCGAGGGACCCCCACUGCCUCUGCAGGCUGAAGAGCCGCUGCCGCCACGGUGCUGUGAGGGCUACUAUGGUCUCUUUUUGCCGCGACCUCCCCCUCCCGCUCGCGCAGGGACCCCUCUGGCUGCCCUGUCCCGCUUCAGUGUCAAACCAGAACAGAAAUAAAACUCAACAAGUAAUUACUAUGUGUGAAGUUCCUUCUUAAAAGAAGAAGAAAAGUGAUUGGACUAUGGAUCGGAGCAAACGGAACUCAAUUGCAGGAUUUCCUCCACGUGUGGAGCGUCUUGAAGAUUUUGAAGGAGGAGGUGGAGGGGAUGGGAAUGUGACCCAGGUGGGAAGAGUUUGGCCAUCUUCAUAUCGAGCUCUUAUAAGUGCCUUUUCCAGACUGACACGUUUGGAUGACUUCACUUGUGAGAAAAUAGGGUCUGGCUUUUUCUCUGAAGUGUUCAAGGUACGCCACCGAGCUUCUGGCCAGGUGAUGGCUUUGAAGAUGAACACGUUGAGCAGUAACCGGGCAAACAUGCUGAAGGAAGUACAGCUCAUGAAUAGACUCUCCCAUCCCAAUAUCCUUAGGUUCAUGGGUGUAUGUGUACAUCAAGGACAGUUACAUGCACUUACAGAGUAUAUCAAUUCUGGGAACCUGGAACAGUUACUAGACAGUAACCUGCAUUUGCCCUGGACUGUGAGGGUGAAACUAGCCUAUGACAUAGCAGUGGGCCUCAGCUACCUUCACUUCAAAGGCAUUUUCCAUCGGGACCUCACAUCUAAGAAUUGCCUGAUAAAGAGGGAUGAGAAUGGUUACUCUGCAGUGGUGGCCGACUUUGGCCUGGCUGAGAAGAUCCCUGAUAUCAGCACGGGGAGUGAGAAGCUAGCCGUGGUGGGCUCACCCUUCUGGAUGGCACCUGAGGUUCUUCGAGAUGAUCCCUACAAUGAGAAGGCGGACGUGUUUUCUUAUGGCAUCAUCCUCUGUGAAAUCAUUGCCCGCAUCCAGGCUGAUCCGGACUAUCUUCCUCGCACAGAGAACUUUGGGCUGGACUAUGACGCUUUCCAGCACAUGGUGGGAGACUGUCCCCCGGAUUUCCUGCAGCUCACCUUCAACUGCUGUAAUAUGGACCCCAAACUGCGUCCAUCCUUUGUGGAAAUUGGGAGGACCCUGGAGGAAAUUCUGAGCCGCCUACAGGAGGAGGAGCUGGAGCAGGACAGGAAGGUGCAGCCCACAGCCAAGGGUCUCGUGGAGAAAGGACCUGAGGUAAAGCAACUGAGCUUAAUGGAUGACAAGAUCUCCAAGUCUCCACGCCCAAGACGAACUAUCUUGUUGUCUCGAAGCCAGUCAGACAUCUUUUCCCGUAAGCCUCCACGUACAGUGAGCGUCUUGGACCCCUACUAUCAGCCACAACGAGGUGCUGCUGUCCGUACCCCCAAGGUCAACCCUUUCAGUGCUCGCCAGGACCUCAAAGGUGGCAAGAUCAAGUUCUUUGACCUGCCUAGCAAGUCUGUCAUCUCCCUCGUAUUUGACUUAGAUGCACCAGGGCCUGGAACUGUGCCCUUGGCUGACUGGCAGGAACCUCUGGCUCCACCUGCUCGUCGGUGGCGUUCUUUGCCUGGUUCACCUGAGUUCUUGCAUCAAGAGGCCUGUCCAUUCCUGGGCCGAGAGGAGUCUCUAUCUGAUGGGCCCCCACCACGACUCAGUAGUCUCAAGUACAGAGUAAGAGAGAUCCCACCAUUCCGGGCAUCUGCCCUACCAGCUGCUCCAGCACAUGAGGCCAUGGACUGCUCCGGUUCGCAAGAAGAGAACGGUUUUGGGCCAAGGACCCUAGUGGCCAAUCCAAGCCCUGAGAAGAUGGAAGUUGAAGAAAGGCCAAGAGGCUUGGCCCCAGUUCCCUUCUCCACCUCAGAUACAGGCCAGCAAACCCAUGGAGAGCAGGAUGGGUGAGGGGGUAAGUCCCCUGCUCACCUUGGGGAUGGACCUUUAUCUAAAGCCAUAGGCCCCUUUGGUGCACAGCCUUGAUUUUUCCCUGGAGCCCAUAGAGCAAACAGGCUAGGCCAGGCCAAGCCCAACUAUAGGGCCCUCAAUGCCUAAUGGCUGUAUAUGAGAGGAGCAGUAGCAGUGAGAGGCCUUGCUAGUUACGGCCAACAGCUGAUACCAAGCUUCUGAAAUCCAGCAAGGAGCUCUAGCUUCCACAUGAUCCCCCAACGCAUUUCCCCAGACAGCACCAGAGGAUUCCUUCUUGUUCUAGGUUAAGUGGCAGGCAGUUAUUACCCCCAGGUUCCUCUUCCUGCCCAGGUCUGUUUCUUGUCCUUUCCUGGGGCAUAUAAGCUAGUAGAUAGAACCUGGAACUGACCAGGAGGCCAUAAAGAGCAUGGCUGUUUCUCAGAGCUGAAGACUGGGGUGCUUCUUGCCAGUAUGUCUAAGACACUUGAAUAAUUGCUGUUUGCACUUACUGCACAGUCAGACCACAUCACUACAUUUCUAUGCAGGGGGAAGGCAAGGCAAUGUGUAGUGGUCAUGGCUCUUAGCUAACCUAUUCAAAGACCUUUUCCAAUUGAUUAAUCUAUUUUCCUAUUUAUGAAGGAGUCUUAAUGUUCUGCCCUUAGGACUUUCAACCUUAUGGUUGGGAGUGGGCUAGUUUUGUAGGCCUUAGGGCCUGCUUUGUGCAUUUGUCAACAUGUGAUACACUGACUGUUUAAGUGGUUUAUACAUGGACUGAUUUUUCUUCCCUUCCUGCUAAGGCUGGAGGUAUGGAAAUAGUCUGUCCUUACAGAGCCGCAAUAAGAAAUAACCAAAGAUGAAGCUGGUCAGAUAUUUUCAUAACUUGUUUCUGUUUUUUUUUUUUUAAAACUUUCCCAAGACACUUUCAGAUUUAAAAAUAAAGAUGGUGUUACAGGUG